Colias croceus (clouded yellow) is the source of this 1200-nucleotide messenger RNA. RefSeq names its product transcription factor A, mitochondrial (gene TFAM). Bases 108 to 860 code for a protein of 250 amino acids. The record is from RefSeq and is a predicted model, not a curated record. Lineage: Eukaryota; Metazoa; Arthropoda; Insecta; Lepidoptera; Pieridae. Gene Ontology annotation, molecular function: transcription cis-regulatory region binding. The transcript has 5 exons.
CAUUCGAGUAUUGAUAAUGAAAGCGAGUUUACUUUCCUACGGCGUCGUUUAAUUUUUACUUGAUUUGUAUAUGUAAAUGAUAACUUCUGUCCUUUAGUAGUAUAGAAAUGGCGUGUUUAACAUAUAUUUGUCGAUUAAGUAAUAAUAUUUUAGGAGGUUAUCGGAAUAUUCUGCAGGGCAGGUCGAGUUGGUUAUAUUCGAUCCAAACAUGCGAUUAUUCAACCAAGAAGUCAGCGGAAGAAAGGCUAGGUAUCGAAAAACCGAAGCGACCUCUUACUCCAUUCUUCAAGUUCAUGGCUCAGAUGCGGCCUGCACUUUUAGCUAAGAACCCAAGUAUAUCAUCUAAGGAAGCUAUUUCUUGGACUUCAAAACAUUGGCAACAAUUGGAUAGUGAAACUAAGUCACAAAUGACCAAAGAAUAUGAAAAAGAUUUAGAAGAUUACAAAAAAAUAAAGGAGUUGUAUCAGGCAUCUCUCACAGAGGAACAAAAAGAAGACAUAAGAAAAAUGAAAGAAGACAUGGCUCUAGCAAAGGAAAAGAGGAAACUUAAACAAGAACAUAAAGAGUUAGGUCGGCCAAAGAAACCAAUGUCUUCCUAUAUUUUGUACAUGAUGUCAAGAAAUGACAAAUCAUCUGAAUUAAGGGACUUUAAAACUCACCAACAAAAAGUCAAAGCAGAUUGGGUUAAAUUAACAGAAUCUGAAAGAAAUAAGUUUGAAAAACAAGCUGCAGACCUAAUGGCCAAGUAUAGGAAAGAUCUAGAGGCAUGGGAAUUGAAAAUGAUUUCAAUUGGCCGUUCAGACUUGGUACGUCAGAAAUCCACCCCAAAAAAGAAAGUAAAGGCUGCAAAAAACGAAUAGGAACUCGGGUGCUCUGACCAUUCAACCGAUCCAGUCAAAGAUAUUCAUGAUAUAUUCAGUGAUAAAGUACAACCUUCCAAAAAUAUUAUUAUAAGUGAAAAAGUAGAAUCCACAAACACUGAAUCUAUAAACAGUAUUACAAACAUGAGGUCAGAAGAAUGUCAGAGCACGGGUACCAAUAAAAUUGAUGAUCAGACUGAGGCAAAAGUUUCUAUAGAAAAAGAGAAAAGUAAGAACUUUAUGAAUAAAGUUAAGAGCUUCUUUAAAUUUUAGUUUUAGUUUAUGAAUUAGUUGCAAUGUAAAUCAUGUCAUUAAGUGCUCAUUAUAAGAUUUGUGUACA